AUGCAGGCUAAAGAGCUUAAACUAAAUUACAAUCAAUCUAUCUAUCUAUCUAUCUAUCUAUCUAUCUAUCUAUCUCAUUCUGUUUGUUAUCUAUAUAUCUAUCGUUUUAUUUCAGUCCCUUCGUUAUCUAUCUAUCUAUCUAUCUAUCUAUCUAUCUAUCUAUCUAUCUAUCUCAUUCUGUUUGUUAUCUAUAUAUCUAUCGUUUUCUUUCAGUCUCUUCGUUAUCUAUCUAUCUAUCUAUCUAUCUAUCUAUCUCAUUCUGUUUGUUAUCUAUAUAUCUAUCGUUUUAUUUCAGUCUCUUCGUUAUCUAUCUAUCUAUCUAUCUAUCUAUCUGUCUCAUUCUGUUCAUUAUCUCACCUCUUCAUUAUCUAUCUUUUUAUCGCAGUCUGUUAUUAUCUAUCUAUCUAUCUAUCUAUCUAUCUCAUUCUGUUUGUUAUCUAUAUAUCUAUCGUUUUCUUUCAGUCUCUUCGUUAUCUAUCUAUCUAUCUAUCUAUCUAUCUAUCUAUCUCAUUCUGUUUGUUAUCUAUAUAUCUAUCGUUUUAUUUCAGUCUCUUCGUUAUCUAUCUAUCUAUCUAUCUAUCUAUCUAUCUAUCUAUCUAUCCCAUUCUGUUUAUUAUCUAUCUCAUCCUUCUGUUCAUUAUCUAUCUAUCUAUCUAUUAG
Messenger RNA from Acanthosepion pharaonis, 660 nucleotides. Lineage: Eukaryota; Metazoa; Mollusca; Cephalopoda; Sepiida; Sepiidae. The record is from the annotation of a GenBank genome assembly.